UUCAAACCUCUCUCUCUCUCCCCUGAGGGAAUUCCGGGUGCUAUUAUGUCCUAGCUUAGGAAUCGGUAUUAAUUUCCCUUUGUCCAAAUCCAAUAACCUUACCUUUCACAGAUGAGUUCAAGGGUCACUUUGCUAUAUACAUAUCCCCCUCACAUGUCUAUGCUGUCUUAACUAUUUCCCUUUGAGUACUCAGUUUAUGCGUUGUGAAGGAUGGAGACUUAUGUGUUUGUGUUUGUGGCUCUUGUGCUGUGCACUUGUGCUGCUGGUAAAGAGUGCACAAACAUUCCUACACAAUCACAUACGUUCAGGAAUGAGCUAAUGACAUCCAAGAAUGAAACGUGGAAGGCUGAAGUGAUGUCUCACUACCAUUUGACACCAACGGAUGAAUCUGCUUGGGCUGAUUUGCUGCCGAGGAAGUUGUUGACAGAACAAGGCCAACAUGAUUGGGGGGUUAUGUACAAGAAAAUUAAGAGCAUGGGUGUGUUCAAUGCACCUCAAGGCUUUCUCAAAGAAGUGCCUCUUCAAGAUGUGAGGUUGCAUGAGGAUUCCAUCCAUGGUAGAGCACAGCAGACAAAUUUGGAGUAUUUGUUGAUGUUAGAUGUGGAUAGUUUGAUUUGGAGCUUCAGGAAGACAGCUGGUUUAGCCACUCCUGGGACUCCUUAUGGAGGAUGGGAAGAUCCGAUAAAAAGUGAGGUCCGGGGUCAUUUUGUUGGGCAUUACUUGAGUGCAUCAGCUCUAAUGUGGGCCAGCACACAGAAUGAUAGCCUGAAGCAGAAAAUGUCAUAUCUUGUUGCUGGUCUGUCUUCCUGUCAGGAGAAAAUUGGAACUGGAUAUCUGUCUGCAUUUCCAUCUAAGCUUUUUGAUCGAUUUGAAGCUAUUCGAAAAGUUUGGGCUCCCUAUUAUACCAUUCACAAGAUCUUGGCUGGUCUCUUGGAUCAACAUACUUUUGCUGGAAACCCUCAAGCUCUAAAAAUGGCAACAUGGAUGGUUGAUUACUUCUACAACAGAGUACUGAAUGUAAUAACAAAGUACACCGUAAAUAGACACUAUCAAUCACUGAAUGAGGAAACUGGAGGAAUGAAUGAUGUCCUUUACAGAUUAUACAGCAUAACGGGGGAUUCUAAGCAUCUGUUGUUGGCUCACCUUUUUGAUAAACCAUGUUUUCUAGGGUUGCUUGCAGUGCAGGCCAAUGACAUAGCUGAUUUUCAUGCUAAUACACAUAUCCCAAUAGUUGUUGGAUCUCAAAUGCGGUAUGAAAUCACAGGUGAUCCACGUUAUAAGGAAAUUGGGACAUUCUUUAUGGACCUCAUAAACUCAUCUCACAGCUAUGCAACUGGAGGGACAUCCGUCAAUGAGUUCUGGAGUAAUCCAAAGAGAAUAGCAGACAAUAUAAAAACGACAGAGAACGAAGAAUCAUGCACCACUUAUAAUAUGUUGAAGGUUUCACGCCACCUGUUUAGAUGGACCAAAGAAGUCUCUUAUGCAGACUAUUAUGAACGUGCCUUAACCAAUGGUGUUCUCAGCAUUCAAAGAGGAACAGAUCCUGGAGUGAUGAUUUAUAUGCUUCCAUUAGGUCUUGGGGUUUCCAAGGCUAAAACUUUGCAUAGUUGGGGAACACCAUUUAAUGAUUUCUGGUGCUGCUAUGGAACAGGAAUUGAAUCGUUCUCAAAGCUGGGGGAUUCUAUAUAUUUUGAAGAGGAAGGGAAAGAUCCUACACUUUACAUCAUUCAGUACAUAUCAAGCUCAUUUAAUUGGAAAUCUGGCAAAGUUUUGCUCAAUCAGACAGUUGUUCCAGUUUCUUCAUGGGAUCCUUACCUACAAGUGACAUUUACAUUUUCUCCUGUAGAGAGUACUUUGUCUACAUUGAACCUUAGACUACCAAGUUGGAGUCGUCUGGAUGGUGCCAAGGGGAUAUUAAAUGCUGAAAGGUUAUCUCUGCCAACUCCAGGAAAUUAUUUGUCAAUCACACGACAAUGGAGUGCUAGUGACAAGCUCACCCUUCAGCUGCCAAUUACCAUAAGAACAGAGGCCAUAAAAGAUGACAGACCCGAAUAUGCAUCUAUUCAAGCAAUUCUUUAUGGUCCUUAUCUUCUUUCUGGUCAUACAAGUGGUGGUGAUUGGAACCUUAAACCUGAGGCCAACAAUGGAGACUGGAUUACUCCUGUUCCUGCCUGUUACAAUAGUCAACUAGUUUCUUUAUCCCAAAAAAUUAAAAAAUCAACUUUUGUUUUGGUAAAUUCAAACCAAUCACUUGCAAUGCAAAAAUUGCCUAAACCUGGAACUGAUUUGGCUCUUCACGCUACCUUUAGGCUUGUCCUAAAAGAACCUUCCUCAAAAUUUUCAACAUUGGUAGAUGCUAAUGGUAGAUCAGUGAUAUUAGAACCAUUUGAUCUUCCUGGAAUGAAUGUGAUUCACCAAGGAGCAGACAAACCACUUCUCAUUGUAGAUUCUUCCAAUGGUGGACCAUCUUCUGUUUUUCUAAUGGUACCAGGAUUGAAUGGUAGAAAUGAAACCAUAUCUUUAGAAUCCCAAAGCAACAAGGGCUGUUACAUAUAUAGUGGCAUGAGUUCUAAAGCAGGAGUGAAGCUCAGUUGCAAAACUGAUUCUGAUGCUACUUUUAAUGAAGCAACAAGCUUUGUUACUCGGAAAGGAUUGAGCCAAUACCAUCCUAUCAGUUUUGUGGCUAAAGGGAUAAACAGGAAUUUUCUUUUGGAGCCAUUAUUCUCAUUCAGAGAUGAACACUAUACAGUUUAUUUCAAAAUCUAGUAGCGAUAUGCUAUAUAAUAACAUAUAUGAGCUUCGUGGAUUACACACGAGCUGUUGAAAAUAAGUAGCAUAAACAAAGUGAUGGGUUAUUUUA
Molecule: messenger RNA, 2860 nt
Organism: Cajanus cajan (pigeon pea)
Lineage: Eukaryota; Viridiplantae; Streptophyta; Magnoliopsida; Fabales; Fabaceae
Biological process (GO): L-arabinose metabolic process
Molecular function (GO): alpha-L-arabinofuranosidase activity
Source: RefSeq, a predicted model, not a curated record